This is a messenger RNA of Hirsutella rhossiliensis, 2295 nucleotides long. Its product is annotated as kinase. Gene Ontology annotation, molecular function: ATP binding; protein kinase activity. The coding region runs from base 1 to 2295 and encodes 764 amino acids. The transcript has a single exon. NCBI's taxonomy places the organism in Eukaryota, Fungi, Ascomycota, Sordariomycetes, Hypocreales, Ophiocordycipitaceae. Gene Ontology annotation, biological process: protein phosphorylation. The record is from RefSeq and is a predicted model, not a curated record.
AUGACUCUUACGAAGCAACAAAUCAAGGCUAUCUCAGACCGCCCGUUUAACGAUACACUUAAUCACAUUCGAGACAAGCUACGCAACUUCAAUGAGUCCGACGACCUGCGGCAAGAAGAUAUUGCAAGCCUCUUGGGCGCUUUGGUCGCCUCUCCAGCCGCGUUCACCCUUCCGUCCCCAGACGGAAGCGGCAGCGUGGCAGUCAGGCUGCUCUCCAUAUUACAGCAUGUUCGAGGAGACGGAGUAAAAUCUGACCUAUUCCGCCCUCUCGUUCGUCGCGUCAUCGCCAGAGCUCCCGACAUCGACACUUGGGAAGCUGUUUUCAAUGUCAUCGAAUCUCUCAGCGCCCUCACUCCCCCGUCGAGCAUCGCCCCAACCUACAAGGGAACACCCGUCAAGACCAGCUCGAGCCGACUUUCCGAUAGCGAAACACGCGACAUUGUCGAAGGGGAGCUCUUCUUCGAGAUAAAAGAUUGCACCUUUCGCAAUGUGGGCGGAUUCUGCGACAAGUUCUUUGACUCCAAGAGCUGGCGCAAAGAACAGAAAAAUAUGCUGAAGAGGAUGAUGGCAGCGCACGACGGAAAGGAAUGGACGGACUUCCCGUCCAAUCCCGACGAAAACCCGGUCUGGGCAUGGCUCUGUGCGCUUGAAGAACGCUUCUUGAUUGAUGCACCACACAAAUUGUACACCACACGAACCGCCAACCAGUUCAAGGAACGGAAAGGCCAGAUGGACCUUUUCUUUCAGAUGCCAGACAGGGAAGCUAACAGCACCUUUACCUACAAGGACGUCCUUGUCGUUGGAGAGCAAAAGAAGUCAUACGAUACAAGCAGGUUCAAGGCGGAUAUCCUCCAACUUACGCGCUAUGUGCGAGGUGUCUUCGCCGACCAGCCGACUCGCCGAUUUGUCCACGCGUUCUCCCUCUGCUCUUCAAAGAUGGAGCUCUGGGUCUUCGAUCGGUCUGGGCCGUAUAGCUCGGGGUCAUUCGAUAUUCACGACGAGCCGGACAAGUUCGCGCGAGCUCUUGUUGGAUACGCUACGAUGAGUGACGAUGCGAUGGGCCUGGAUACGUUCAUCGAACGAGAGGAGGGCCAUCGCUAUGCCACUCUGGAGGACGCAAGCAGCAACGAAACAAGAGUCAGGUUGGAGGAGCUGAUAGUCAGGCAGUGCGCUAUCGUGUGUCGUGGAACUACGUGCUAUAAGACCCGAAAUAGCCAGGUCGCGAAGUUCUCGUGGGUAUCGGAUAAGCGGAAGCUAGAGGUGGAGCAACUGAAGCUAGCGGAAGAACGGGGCGUCAAAGGAGUGGCCAGAAUGGUGGCACAUCGUCGAAUCACCACCAUUGGAGAGAUGCGGGAGGGUCUGGAAUUUCCGAAGCAUCACCGGUUCCGGGAUGAGGCCGUUCACUUUGAAGAUCCGCCGUCGGCCGCAGGAACGUCGGGCCACAAACGCAACUCAUCGUCCGAUAACACGUCUGACAACAUGUCUGGAUCCAAGAGGCGGCGGUCCAACAGUCAGAAGUCGAAGUUGGCCACGGAGUUCAACGACCAGCUGUCGAUCGGCAAGGCUAAGCCGAGCCUGUACAACCCUGGCGAGGACCUGUGGGAGAGCAGGAUAUAUUCCUGUCUUGUCGUCUCACCAGCCGGCCGUGUCAUCGGCGACUUCAAGACGAUCAAGGAACUGCUGCAGUCGAUGCGAGAUGCAAUCAGGGCGCACCAGUCUCUCUAUGUGACUGGCAAGAUUCUCCACCGCGACAUCUCUUCAAAUAACAUCAUAAUUACGAAACCUGAGAUGGCGGAUGGCUUCAAGGGCAUGCUCAUCGACCUUGACCUGGCCAAAGUGAGAGACAGUGGCCCGAGCGGAGCGCGGCACCAAACCGGCACGAUGCAGUUUAUGGCAGUGGAGGUGCUGCGCAAGGCCGAUCACACCUACCGCCAUGAUCUCGAGUCGUUCUUCUACGUUUUGCUUUGGAUGUGUGCGCGCGAAUCAUGGACCAAGAAAAAUUUUAGCCGCGGGGAGGAGCCGCCUAAGGAGAGCCUUCUUCGGAAAUGGGAGAUCGGAAGCUUCAAAGACAUUGCUCGGAUCAAAGCAGGUGACAUGGCCAUGGAUGGGCUUGAAGGGAUAAUGAGCGAAUUUCCAGAGGCGUUGGAUGUUGUUAAGCCGCUCUGUCUCAGGAUCAGGUCGAUAAUGUUUGGAGACAUAGCGAGGUUGAGUUUUGGAACACCUGCAGGAGACCCAGACCAACUUUACAGGCCCAUUAUAGCCGCCUAUGAUGAGGCUGUAGGUAAGCUGAAUUGA